Leptopilina heterotoma is the source of this 2346-nucleotide messenger RNA. RefSeq names its product kelch-like protein 17. Gene Ontology annotation, molecular function: protein binding. NCBI's taxonomy places the organism in Eukaryota, Metazoa, Arthropoda, Insecta, Hymenoptera, Figitidae. Bases 617 to 2152 code for a protein of 511 amino acids. The record is from RefSeq and is a predicted model, not a curated record. The transcript is spliced from 10 exons.
CUGGUUUUCGAGAGAACAGUGAACAGGAAUAUUUUUCGACUCUUUAAUUUCCUUCCGCGUUCAUGACUUAAAAUAUCACACAUCACGUAUCAUUUCAAACCGGUAUAAUAGCGCUCUCACACAAUCUCAUAAUCGUGAUUCACUCUUUGUUGACACUAAUUCGAUUUGUUGUGAUUUCAUCGAAAAUUUUACUUUUCGCUAAAUCACACACACACACACACGUAUAUAUCUAUAUAACGUUGAAACGUUUUUAUUAUAUAUAGAGACUCUUCAAAAGUAUAUUCUCAAACAUUUCUCCUCGCGUACAGUUGUGUUCUCGCGCUCCGAAAAAUCAGGCAAAAAUUAUUCGGUUUUGAAGGAAAAAAGGAAAAGAAAUUGUUUAUUAUUUUAUUGUAUGUCUUGUGUUUGGAAUUUUAUUUUCGUUAAAUUUUCUGAAUUCAAAAUUUUAAUAAAAGUUUUUUGUAACUUUAGAAGUUUGUUGUUUAAAUAUUGCUUGAAAACGCUCGAAUGAAAUCGUUUAUUGAAAAGUGUAAAACGUGUUUGACAAGUCUGCUCAGUACCUGGGGAUAGGGUUUUAUGGAGUUAUUAAUGGACUAAAGAAAAUUAAGAAAAGAAAAUGGGAACUAGGGCAGUGGCGGUUGGUGGAUCAACAGGAGCUGUUGUUACCGGAGAGGCUGGACUCGCUGGGGUUCCAAGACUUUUAGAAGAUUUAGCCAGGCUUUCAGAGGACAAAGAAUCCGCUGAUAUUGUCUUUCUUCUAGGAAGGGACGAAACUCCCGUUUAUGCCCAUAGAAUUAUUCUUCAAGCAAGAUGCAAAAAUUUCACGGGAGCCAAAAGAAUUGGAGCACCCGGAAAUCCAGCUCCCGUUCGUAUGCCACACGCUCAUCCAGAAACAUUUCGUCAAUUCGUUCAUUAUAUCUACACGGGAAAGAUAAUGCUUCAAGACAGUGGAAUUUUUGAAAUGCUCGGACUUGCACAGGAAUUAGGCGUCGAGGAACUUUGGAGAAGCUGCGAAGAACACGUGUCGGCGACACUCAGUCCCGGAAAUGCUUGCGCCCUUCUCACUGCAGCUCUUGAUGCUCAAGAGCGAGUUCUUGGAGGCAAAGGAGCGUGUUCGUCAUUUAUCGAGAGAUGUUUCGCAUUCAUAGGGGAAAAUGCAGUGGACACUGUGAAAACUCCGGCUUUUUGCAAUCUACCGAAAGACGCUUUGGUGAAAUUGAUUUCUUCCGAUUAUCUUGGUCUUGAGGAGGAAGAUGUCUGGAGAGCCGUUUUAAAUUGGGCAAAAUACCAGGCUGGAGUCACACAACCAACGCAACAUUGGACUGAGGAAGAACGCGCCAGGGUCUGUCAACAUUUAGCCGGAGUGAUUGGUCACGUGCGUCUUUUGCUGAUUGACAGUCAAGUUUUUGCAGAGGAAGUCGAGCCAACUGGAGCAGUUCCCAUAGAAAUGUCAUUGGAGAGGUACGAAUUUUUCAAUGCCGAUCGAUCGAGCCACUCAAAAUCCUCAAGAUACAGGUAUGCAGCCUUGCCGAAUAAAUAUGCCGAGGUGUGCGCUGACAAAAGACUGCAACCUAGAGUUAGUCCAUUUCUAUUUCCUGGAUCACAAAUUCUCUCGAGGAAUAAAAUGCCUUUUCAACGUUUACUCAAUCAGUGGUUUGGUGUUCCGAAACAAACCUGGCAUUUAGUUUAUCGGGCUUCUAGACAUGGUUAUUCAGCUUCUGCUUUUCAUCGUCAUUGCGACGGAGUUUCUCCAACUUAUGUGAUAGCUGUGGGCUCUCGAGGUGAAAUUUGCGGUGGAUUCAGUGACGUUCCUUGGGGAAAAACAAAUGCCAAAGGACACUAUGUUCCAUCUGAGAAAGCUUUUCUCUUCACAUUAACGAAUAAUCAAGACGUUCCGCCAACGAAAUUUGACAUUGUCAAGAAACCGUUUGCAAUAUGCUAUCAUCCAGAUAUUGGACCGAUUUUUGGAGCUGGCGCUGAUCUUCUGAUUUCUAAUAAUUGCAACGCCAAUAUGGACAGUUACAGUAAUUUACCCCACAGUUAUGAUGGGGAGCAUGCAUCGAAUUCAUUACUCAUGGGAGAUUAUCAUUUUACUGUGGUUGAUUACGAAGUUUUCACUCCAAGCAACGCGUUUCUUAAAUCACCCCAUUAAGCUCGCUUUACUGAGUAAGAUUAUGUAAAUAUAUAUUUAAAAAUGACUUCAUAUCCGAAAAAAAGAGACAAGCUCAACAAAAAUAGACUUUCCAAUAGAAUACUCAUAAUUUAUCUGUUAUUUAUGUUGCCUGUGAACAUACGAUUUAGAUCUUAAAGUGAUUAUUACAAUAAAUAAUUUUUUAAAGUGUAAAA